AUGGACCCAGUUAUUACUUCGUUAAAGAUUUUAAUUCAAGGAAGGACUAGCGGAGAAUUUGAUAUUGAAUGUAAUGCCGUUUGGAAUUUAGCUUUAACUCAAGCAUCCUGUCAGUUAGAAUAUGAUUGGAAUGUUUUACGCAAUCAAGAUUUACGUAACCAUGAUGUUUUAUCAAUUGGAAAACUAAGAGAACUAUUGUACAUACUAAAUGAUUUAAUCACUUAUUUACAAUCUUUGGAAAAUUUUCUGACGAAUGACUUUCUUUUAAUCACUAAAUCUAUUGGUGGUUUAUUCAAACUCUUUCAUGAAUAUGGAUAUUUUAGUGUAUGUUCAAAUUUUGGUUAUGAUUUAAACAAACUAACUGAACAAUUAUUGAGACUAUGGGAGUGUAUUCAAUGUUUCAAGGCCACACUAUCCACCGAUAGAGGUGAUUCUAUUAUGGCGUUUCAAGAGAUUCUAAAUAUUAUUAGCCAAUUAUUUGGUUUUAUACUCUUAGGCAACUUACAAUCUAUUCAUGAUUGUGUUCUCCGAAGAAUUGGUCAAUCCCUGGUAAAUGAAAUCACCAGUCGAAAUGUUAAAGCAAAUAGAAAUAUUAUUGAAUCCUAUCAAAUCUAUUUAACUUUAUCUCAUUUAGUAUUCUUGUACCCUCUUCAUGAUCAUUUAGUUAUUCAAAAGGUUAUUAAGUGUGCAGAUAAUAUUUUUAGUCAAGAUAUUUUGAAGUCGUUUCAAGAUACCUUCUUAAGUGCUUUGAAAUACAUCAAACAACCAAUAAUGAUGACAAACGAUAGUACGGAAGCACAGUUAUAUCGUCUAACAGUUCGGGCAUUAUUAAACGGUUUAUCGCAGUUAAUGCUACGUCGUCUUCAGAAAUCUAGACCAACUGAUACCUUGGAUCAUGUACAGACACUUUGGUCUCAUGUUAUUCUCUUGAGUCGCCCAAACAAUAAUAACAGUUAUUUAAAACAGUUAGAUCAAAUGUCGAAUAAAUCAACUUAUUAUGGACUGCGUACUUCAGUGGUUGUUUCUGACACGGAUUCCAGACAGUCGACAUCAUCUCCGUAUGAUUCAUCUUUCUCUUCAUCCUCUGACUGUGAAAUAUUUUCUCCAAGUCAAACGAUUAGUAGCAAUGAAACAAGCUACACACCUACAACUGAUACUGAUCUUGUCAACACUGAUGCAAUGCGAGUAAAGCCGCCGACUACUCCUGAUAAUCCCCUGAAUUCAUCGUUGGUAACAACUCAGAAUAUUGCAGAAUGUCUACUGCAUGGUAGUAGUAGCGGUAGUCGUCGUCUUCGUCAGUAUCCCUUCGUUACAUCCUCAACUACACUACCACCACUGCUGGUCACAAAAUCGACGGGUCAGUUUCAAAGGAGUAAUAAGCAUACUUCAAAGAAGCCUUCCUUGGUAACAUCUGGAAAACAGUCAUCAUCUCAUUUCAGUCAGUAUAGACGCCAGAAUAAAUAUUGUGCGUUAGUUGUAUUUUGCCUUAAACAUAUUCUGGAGACGAGUCGAUCACAGGUUAUUAUCAAUUGUUGGCCAAUUCUUAUGAGUGGUGAUUGUUUUCAGACGAUCUCGAUAACACCGACAGUGUCAACACCAAAUACUGCUACUGCUGCUGUUUCAUACCAACAAACAGAAGAACAAUCUUUUAACGCAUAUACCCCACAUGGCAUUCUGACUCCUGAUCUACUGAACUUAUUCUAUAAAACUAAUGAUACAAGAAUUAGACAAAUGUUUCUUGAGAUACUCACAUACCUUUUAUCACAUAUGAAUAAACGCUUUGCUAUCGCUGAAGAUCUCAGCCCUCAUUCUGCUUCAUUUGUACCAUAUUCUGUAAAAUUGGCAAUGGAAUUACGUCAGCUACAUCGUCGUCUACUCUUAGCUAUAUCUGUGGAAAAGUCCUUUACAAUUCAGACUUCACUACUUAAAGCAUUGAAUGCUCUUGUACUGGUUACACCAUAUCAACGUCUUCAACCUGGUCUAUUAACAACAUUAUUGCCAGUUAUCAGUCAUUUCCUACAACCGGUCAAGUUGAGUACCAGUAAAAGCUUCGAUUCAAGAGCUGGAUGCUUAUGUUUACUAGGUAACAUUUUGGGGAAAGUUCACGGACCGUUGAUUGAACUGAUACAAGAACUUGGAAGGAAAAGAAGUAAAGAAAAAUGUUUUCAAAUGUUAUCGCCUACAUUCAAUAUGUCAAAGGAUAAUAGUGUUGUCGUAUGUGAUAAUUCAGUGAAAUCUGCAAAUUCCAAGUCAAGUUUAUCUCCAACGCAUAAUUUAAGUGUUUAUUCUAAUGUAAAUGAUACAUUUACACCAUGCUGGCUUGUUCAGGUUUGCUUGCGUCUUAUCCAUCCAGAUGUUUCAACCACUGCAUGGGAUUCAACAUUAAAUGAAACGCAUCAAUCAUCAACUGACAAUAUUGUCAAGUCUUCAGAAUAUGAAAACUGCCAUCCUGUACAUGUUCGUACCCAAGCCUUACUUACACUACGUCAAUUCAUACCCAAUUAUGCAUGUUUUUUCCAACCGAGUUUACCACUUAUAAAAAAAACAUUGAUUCUAUGUUUACAGGAGAAGUCAGAAACUAGUUUAUUAAGGAUGUGUAGUUUAAAGUUUCUAUCAGCUAUGUUACCAUAUUUGAACAGUAAUUGUUGUUAUGACCGUAAUCCUUUAAGUUUAAAGGAAGAAGUUAACGCAAAUACAUCAAUAACAAUAUCAGACAUGAGUAUCAAUUCACUUGAUAAACAAAUGACAAAUAUACAUUUAACAGAAGGAGAAGAAAAUCAAAUCAACACUGUUGACAGUACAUUCUUAACUAAAACAACAACAACAUCAAGAACACCUUGUUCUCCUAAACACAACCAUCACCAUCAACAACAACAUCAUCUUUAUAAUAGUUUUAAACUAUAUGUAGAUGAAACACUCAUCAUUUCAUGGUGGCAUACAUUUUUACCAUUCAUACUGCAUAUACUUAAGAACAGUGAAGAAAGUACUGAUAGGUCGUGGUGUUGUCGAAUAUUAACAUUUAUUGAUGACAGGCUGUUUCAGUCCUUCACAAACUCCAAAAACAAAUCUACGUGGCUGGAUGUGAAUAAAAUAAGCGAAUCUCUCUGGCUUGCCUUGGAGGUGCAUGAUGAAGGGUUGAAUUCCUCAGCUUUACAUGCAAUGGGAACACAUGUUUUACAUAGACCAUUUCGAUGUAAUCUUAGCUUCAUUCUCCGACUACUUCGAAAAUCUCAAGAGUUGUGGUCCACUUGCCGAUCAGAUAUAAUCGGGCUAGAAUCCGCGCGGUAUGACGGAAGAAGGUUCCCGAAUGUAAGCAGUCAGGGUGAUGUUUCCAGCUUUCUGACGAAUAAAAACUCUUUUGAUUGGAAGAAAUUGAUUCGAACAUGCUGUGAGUUAUGUUCUAUACCAGAUAACGCAAGCAAAUUUGACCUUGCACCUAAACGGUUCGAGAGUGAAAAACCCAAAAAUACAACAUCAAGACCAGGGUUGGUUAUCACUGAAGACGACGCUAAUCAUGUUGAUGGUAGUGAUAGUUACUUACUGGAAAGCGUUAUUAAAAAUCCGAACGAUUGCCGUUGUGAAAACGGAGCAAAAGCACUGGGUUAUAUGUUGAGAAUUCUAACUCCUGGCAUGCUGAAGAGGCAAGAGACAGUUAAUGAACUGGUGAAAACUCUUUGCCAAGCCCUGAUAGUCAACAAAAUUAAUGGAGCGGCUAAAAUUCGAUGGAAUGCAAAUUUUUCAGCCGGUCACUUAUUUCAUAACAAAAUCCUUUGGACUAGCCUAAUUGAGAAGCAUAUGACAGCCACUGUUCAAAAAGAAGUUGGACAACUAGUAGGUGAAUCCUCCCUCCUGCCCACAUUUCCCCAGCUAGAUCCAAUAACUUCUUCUGAAACCGUUCGACAGUUUGUUCAGAUCGUGAAAUAUUUAUGCAACACAAUGCGAAAUGAUAAAUACUUUAAGGCUCGUGUGUAUGCAGCCAGAUCAUUGUAUGCCAUUUUCGAACGCUCGCCAUUCGAUCAUCCCAAUAGUGUAAUCAAUCUCUUUACAAAGACAGUUACAGAAGAACAAUCAACCAGUAAUUCUCACUUUACGAUGGACAACCUUCCAGUGACAUGGAUACUGCAAGCUUCAAUUCAUAUUUUAACGAAUACACAGUCCUCCUUACAUGAAGCUCACAAACAUUCAGCUGACCUCGACAAAGGGAUAUCAACGAGAUACUCAAAUUCUUCAUGCAUAGCCAUAAUGCGCUUGACAGAAAACCAUUACCGUAAUCAGUCAGUAAUCUUCUCAACUAUUCUACUAUUUCAGUCUUUAUACUACUUACUGUUGCUACUAAGAGACGCAUCAGUUCCCAAUCCAGAUAAUCGACGGUUCAAUGCUCAAACUUUAAUUAACCAAAUGGAAGAUUUUUUAGACAAAACUGAUCUAAAUAAUCAGCUUUUGAAUGAACAAAUCAAUAAUUUAGUAGAGUUAAGUUUACAACCAACGGACGAGUAUCUAAGAUGCACUGAGGCAAUGUUUCCUGGUCCACUAUCAACAGAGGACAUGAAUAAAACGUGUAUAAAUGGUGAUCCUCAGUCAAACAAUAUUGGUGAACUCGUCCAACAAGUUUUCAACCUGUUUAAUGAGUGCGCAAGCACGCAUUCAGUAAAAAUGGAGUCUUUCGAAAUGUUUUUACUCAGAUGCUUGCCAGCUACUCAUUAUUCUACAGAUAUACCGCAACUGAAGGUCUUAAAUGACGAAAAUGAUGUGAAAAUUAGGAAAUCAGAUGCAGAAAUUUCAGGGUUUCGACAAAUUUAUGAUUGA
Heterobilharzia americana is the source of this 4806-nucleotide messenger RNA. Lineage: Eukaryota; Metazoa; Platyhelminthes; Trematoda; Strigeidida; Schistosomatidae. The record is from the annotation of a GenBank genome assembly.